AGGUAGGAUCCUCAGGCCAAAAUCUUGGUUACUUAUCCUCAAGCUCGGGAUCACAAAAACAAAGGUCAGACAAACACAUUCACGACCAUGUUGCUCGAAAUUACAAUUGGUUUGCUGGUGCUGGCUUUGUUUUUGCACUUGCGUCCCACACCCACUGCUAAAUCAAAGGCCCUUCGCCACCUUCCCAACCCUCCCAGUCCAAAGCCUCGUCUUCCAUUCAUUGGUCACCUUCACCUUCUAAAGGACAAACUUCUCCACUAUGCUCUCAUAGAUUUAUCCAAAAAGUAUGGCCCUCUGUAUUCUCUCUACUUUGGGUCUAUGCCAACCGUUGUUGCCUCCUCCCCUGAGUUAUUCAAACUCUUCCUUCAAACCCACGAGGCUGCUUCCUUCAACACAAGGUUCCAAACCUCUGCCAUAAGGCGCCUCACUUAUGACAACUCAGUGGCCAUGGUUCCCUUUGGACCUUACUGGAAGUUCAUCAGGAAGCUCAUCAUGAACGACCUUCUCAACGCCACCACCGUCAACAAGUUGAGGCCCCUGAGGACCCAACAGAUCCGUAAGUUCCUCAAGGUGAUGGCCCAAAGCGCACAGGCUCAACAGCCCCUUAACGUCACCGAGGAGCUUCUUAAGUGGACCAACAGCACUAUCUCCAUGAUGAUGUUGGGUGAGGCUGAAGAGAUUAGAGAUAUUGCUCGUGAGGUGCUUAAGAUUUUCGGGGAGUACAGUCUCACUGACUUCAUCUGGCCAUUGAAGAAGCUCAAGUUUGGACAGUACGAGAAGAGGAUCGAUGAAAUAUUCAACAAGUUCGACCCUGUCAUUGAGAGGGUUAUUAAGAAGCGCCGAGAGAUCAUGAGAAGGAGAAAGAACGGAGAAGUCAUUGAGGAAGAGCAGAGCGGAGUUUUCCUCGACACUUUGCUUGAAUUCGCUGAGGACGAGACCAUGGAGAUCAAAAUUACCAAGGAGCAGAUCAAGGGUCUUGUUGUUGACUUCUUCUCAGCAGGGACAGAUUCCACAGCUGUGGCAACUGAGUGGGCUUUGGCAGAGCUGAUCAACAACCCUAGGGUGUUGCAGAAGGCUCGGGAGGAGGUAUACAGUGUUGUGGGAAAAGAUAGACUGGUUGAUGAAGUUGAUACUCAAAACCUUCCUUACAUCAGGGCGAUUGUGAAGGAGACAUUCCGCAUGCACCCACCACUCCCUGUGGUGAAAAGAAAGUGUGUGGAAGAGUGUGAGAUUGACGGGUAUGUGAUCCCAGAGGGAGCAUUGAUACUUUUCAAUGUGUGGGCUGUAGGAAGAGACCCUAAAUACUGGGACAGACCAUUGGAGUUUCGUCCUGAGAGAUUCUUGGAAACUGGAGCUGAAGGAGAAGCUGGGCCUCUUGAUCUUAGGGGCCAACAUUUCACACUUCUCCCAUUUGGGUCAGGUAGAAGAAUGUGCCCUGGAGUGAAUUUGGCUACUUCAGGUAUGGCAACACUUCUUGCAUCUGUUAUCCAGUGCUUUGACCUGCAAGUGGUGGGCCCACAAGGACAAAUAUUGAAAGGCAAUGACGCCAAAGUGAGCAUGGAAGAGAGAGGUGGACUCACGGUUCCAAGGGCACAUAAUCUGGAGUGUGUUCCAGUUGCAAGGACAAGCGUUGCAGCUAAACUCCUUUCCUAGUUCACAAGAUAUAUACAACAACAGUGUCUUGCCACGCAUACAGUUGCUUUUGUGUGUUUAUAAUAAUCGUUUCAAUAAGGUGUCUUUGAUACUUAACGAAGUCAGGCACAUUCAGAUGUAUCAUAUAUCAACUCCAGUUUAUCAGUUUGUACCAAUGUCAUGUAGAAGUUUUGGAUCUAAGUCAAAUUCUUUUGGAGAAUCUUAUAAUGUACUAUAUAUUACCAGUCCCUUAUAAUAAUAUUUUAACAGUUUGAAUCGAAAAA
Messenger RNA from Vigna angularis (adzuki bean), 1916 nucleotides. Its product is annotated as 2-hydroxyisoflavanone synthase. Bases 88 to 1653 code for a protein of 521 amino acids. The record is from RefSeq and is a predicted model, not a curated record. The transcript is spliced from 2 exons. NCBI's taxonomy places the organism in Eukaryota, Viridiplantae, Streptophyta, Magnoliopsida, Fabales, Fabaceae. Gene Ontology annotation, molecular function: iron ion binding; heme binding; oxidoreductase activity, acting on paired donors, with incorporation or reduction of molecular oxygen.